Tachysurus fulvidraco (yellow catfish) is the source of this 854-nucleotide messenger RNA. Its product is annotated as C-type lectin domain family 4 member K-like. Bases 114 to 854 code for a protein of 246 amino acids. Gene Ontology annotation, molecular function: D-mannose binding; fucose binding. The transcript is spliced from 5 exons. Gene Ontology annotation, biological process: biological process involved in interspecies interaction between organisms. The record is from RefSeq and is a predicted model, not a curated record. Gene Ontology annotation, cellular component: external side of plasma membrane. Lineage: Eukaryota; Metazoa; Chordata; Actinopteri; Siluriformes; Bagridae.
UUUCCUAAUUCACUGACCACAAAAUGUGAUGUGUCAUUACAGCCUACUCACACAAAGUGGGGGUUAAUGGAUGCAGACCGAGGCACUGUACAUUAGUGUUUUAGAGAUCGGACAUGGCUGAGAUUUCUGAUUAUAUGAACUACAGUGAGAAAGGAGAAGGGCAUGUAGAGAUGGUAGUGGAAAUCUAUGACAGCAUGGAUGCCGAUAAAGAUUACAAACUUACCGUAGAGACAGAUGCCAUGGAUGUAAAGAACAUACAGACUCAACCCACAGGAGAAACUGCAUGGAGCAGACAUUACAGACUGAGUGCAGUGUGUUUGCUGCUGCUGUGUGUUUUCCUGCUGACUGCUGUCACAGUGCUGUGGGUCAAAUACAACACCCUGACAAAAGAGAGCCCCCAGUUACAAUUAGAGAGAAAUCAGUACCAACGAGAGCUCUCUGAACUUCACAUUGUCCUUUUAAACCUGGGAUGGAGAUAUUUCAACAGGAGAUUUUACUACAUUUCUACUGUAAAGAAGAACUUGGAGGUAACCCCACAGGACUGUAUAAAGAGAGGAGCAGAUCUGGUGAUCAUAAACAGUGCAGAGGAACAGGAGUUAAUCAGUAAAUAUUUCAGCGGUACUGAAGCUUGGAUUGGUCUGAAUGACACAGACACAGAGGGGACAUUUAAAUGGGUGGACGGUUCACCACUGACCACUGAGUUCUGGUGGAACGGAGAACCAAAUGAUUAUGGACAAAAUGAAGACUGUGUUAUAACAGGCUUCACAAAGGCUAUGUCUAACAUCUCGACCUGGGCUGAUUAUCCCUGUGACAACCCUGUAGUUGGAAUUUGUGAGAUGAAAAUAUUUAACUGA